Messenger RNA from Lotus japonicus, 629 nucleotides. RefSeq lists its product as uncharacterized. Lineage: Eukaryota; Viridiplantae; Streptophyta; Magnoliopsida; Fabales; Fabaceae. The record is from RefSeq and is a predicted model, not a curated record. The coding region runs from base 201 to 434 and encodes 77 amino acids. The transcript is spliced from 3 exons. Gene Ontology annotation, cellular component: mitochondrion.
UUAUUGACCAAAAGAAAAGAGUGGAGUGACCCUUUGACAACAAAACAAAAAAGUUGGUGAAUCGGCGGCGACUCGGCGGGAAGCGCUGAGUCUGUACCGGGACAUUCUUGGGGCCUCUUGCUUCUUCACCAACAGAGAGAGUUUGCUAAUCCGCUGUAGAUAAGAUCUUCCGUUUAAGGAAGAGGUUGGCUCAUCUCUCCAUGGAUCUUCAGGACUUCCUUAUCCGGGCUCGAGUCUUGAAGCUAUUCCGACAGGCAUUGAGAAUUGCUGGUCGAGCCCCUUCUUCUGCUAGAGCUGAAUUGAGACAGACAGUUAGACAGGAGAUGGAAAAUAAUCGAAACUGCAAUGACAAGCAAAGGAUUCGUUACUUGAUUAGUGAUGGAUUGGAAAGAUUGAAACGAUUGGAUGAAAUGCUUGAUAUGCAAGGUCAUUGAGAGAGUUAAUAUGUAUCAUGGGACGAUGACUUUGAAUGUAUACUCAUUUUCAUUCUAUUUGUUCUUUAAAGCAUUGUUUUUGACGUGUGUACUUGAAUUCUGAGUUCCAUUCCUGUUCUAUGAGAUGUUGUUCCUCACAUGUCUCAGUAGCAAAAGCAAAAAAAUAAUGUAGUCUCAGCAAUAUUUUACCUACAA